AUGUACCGUAGUAUAGGGGAUCGUUUUAUCAUUUUACAGACUAUUGUGUGUAAGAAAAAGAUAAAAAAACAAAAUGGUCUUUUACAACAACAGCAACAGUCAAAGAGCGGUAAUGAUAAUAAAAAUCAACGUCUUAAUUUUUCCAUCUCGAAUAUAUUGAGUAAAGAGAAUCAUAAUAAUUUGGUUAACAAUUUACGUGACAAUUUAUUAGCAGCGAAUCCACUAUAUUCACGCCCAACAAAUCAAUUAUCAUUUGAUCCAAUGACAUCAUUAUUAUCAGCACAUUUUCUAUCAGGUUAUCCAUUAUCAAUGUCAUCAUCAUUAUCAACAUUGAAUGACCAGCAAAAAUCGCAAAUAUUACCGUCCAUGUUAUUCGCCAAUGCAAAUGUUAAUGCUGCUGCUGCAAUGGCUGCUGCUGCCGGAACAAAGAACAAACCAUCACCAUGGUAUCCAUGGUCAUUAACAAUGUCACCUACGGCAUUAUUAUCAGGCAAUACUACUAUUUCGGAUGUUAAUUUUAGUUCAAUGUUUGCGUCGAAUAAAGAAUCCAAAGAAGAUCAUUUUUUACAAAAAUUAAAUCGAGAUUCAAACAAUAAACGAGAAUGUAGCGAUAAAAGCUACAGUCCUUCAUUGUUUUCAUCAUCAAAUCCGGGUUCACCAUUUGAAGGAAAUAAUGGUAAUGGACCUUUAAAUAAGUGUUCAAUCAUUGCCAAUAAUUCCCAUCAACAAGAAAUUGAACUUGAAGAUGAUAUUGAUUAUAAUGAUUCGGAUACAUGUUCAGAAAAGGAUUCACCUAUUCAAAGAAAUUGCCUAUUCAAUAGUACAAUAAAUAAUAACAAUGGUAAUAUAGAUAAAUCAUCCACAAAUGAUCAGAACAGUAUUAAUAGUUUGUCGAAUAAACGGAAAAAGAAAACACGUACUGUAUUUACCCGUAGUCAAGUUUUUCAAUUGGAAUCAACUUUCGAUAUGAAACGUUACUUGAGCAGUUCAGAACGUGCUGGAUUAGCCGCAUCAUUACAUUUGACGGAAACACAAGUUAAAAUCUGGUUUCAAAAUCGAAGAAAUAAAUGGAAACGUCAAUUGGCAGCUGAAAUCGAAGCUGCUAAUAUGGCUCAAAGGAUGCGUGCAGUUCCCAUAUUGUAUCAUCAACAAUCAGAUGGUCAAACAACAACGACAUCUCCAACACCGAAAGCAAACAAUCUAGUAUCGCAUGCACAUACAGUGGCUGAUUCUAAUUCAAUACAAGCUCUUACAUCGUAUUAUUAUUCAUCAACACAUGGAAACGGUAGUAACAGUACCGGUGGUUUUUCAUUAUCCAAUUCUGUAGCUGCAGCAGCCGCUGCCGCUGCUGCUGCGGCAGCUGCAUCAUCAGCAGCGAUAAUAUCAUCAUCACCACAUCUUACCACAACUACAACAUCAUCACCGAAUGUAUCAACAUCAGCAGUAUCCAUAAAUAGCGGCUCAUCAACAUCUACUUCAAAUUCUAUACAUCGUUCGGUUACCAUUUCCGGUUUAGUUUGAUAAUUCUUCAUAUUAUUAUUAUUAUUAUUAUAUUAUUUUUCGGCCUGUUGUAUGUUUGUGUGCGUAUGUGUGUGAGUGUGUG
Molecule: messenger RNA, 1603 nt
Organism: Dermatophagoides farinae (American house dust mite)
Lineage: Eukaryota; Metazoa; Arthropoda; Arachnida; Sarcoptiformes; Pyroglyphidae
Biological process (GO): regulation of transcription by RNA polymerase II
Cellular component (GO): nucleus
Molecular function (GO): DNA-binding transcription factor activity, RNA polymerase II-specific; RNA polymerase II transcription regulatory region sequence-specific DNA binding
Source: RefSeq, a predicted model, not a curated record